Dipodomys spectabilis (banner-tailed kangaroo rat) is the source of this 3310-nucleotide messenger RNA. RefSeq names its product DEAH-box helicase 35 (gene Dhx35). The transcript is spliced from 22 exons. Lineage: Eukaryota; Metazoa; Chordata; Mammalia; Rodentia; Heteromyidae. Gene Ontology annotation, molecular function: RNA binding. The coding region runs from base 63 to 2192 and encodes 709 amino acids. Gene Ontology annotation, cellular component: catalytic step 2 spliceosome; intracellular anatomical structure. The record is from RefSeq and is a predicted model, not a curated record.
GCGAGCCACGCCCCCUUGUCUUCUGCGGGAGUGGCGCGCGGCGGCGGGGUGGGGCCUUCCUGAUGACCUUUCACCCCAGCAUGGCUGCGCCCUUGGGACCCGUGAAGUUCUGGCGACCCGGUACAGAGGGCCCAGGUGUCAGCAUCUCUGAAGAGAGACAAAGUAUUGCUGAAAACUCCUCAACAACCGUUGUUUACAACCCUUACGCUGCUCUUUCUAUAGAACAGCAGAGGCAGAAGCUGCCUGUGUUCAAGCUUAGGAAUCAUAUCUUAUACUUGGUAGAAAAUUAUCAGACGGUGGUGAUUGUUGGAGAAACGGGAUGUGGGAAGAGCACUCAGCUUCCUCAGUAUCUGGCAGAAGCUGGCUGGACAGCGGAAGGAAGAGUGGUUGGAGUAACCCAACCUCGAAGAGUAGCUGCUGUGACAGUUGCAGGGAGAGUAGCCGAGGAAAGGGGUGCAGUGCUGGGCCACGAGGUGGGCUACUGCAUCCGCUUUGAUGACUGCACCAACCCACUGGCGACAAGAAUUAAGUUUCUUACUGAUGGAAUGCUGGUGAGGGAAAUGAUGGUUGACCCAUUGCUAACAAAAUACAGUGUCAUCAUGCUGGAUGAAGCCCACGAGAGGACUCUGUAUACGGACAUUGCCAUUGGCUUGCUAAAGAAGAUUCAGAAGAAGCGAGGGGACCUUCGGUUGAUUGUGGCUUCAGCCACUCUGGAUGCAGAGAAAUUUCGAGAUUUCUUUAAUCAAAAUGAAACCAGUGACUCAACCAGGGAUACCUGCGUGAUCCUUACAGUGGAAGGGCGAACGUUUCCAGUGGAUAUCUUUUAUCUGCAAAGUCCUGUUCCAGAUUAUAUCAAAUCAACUGUGGAAACUGUGGUAAAAAUUCACCAGACAGAGGGAGAUGGAGACAUACUAGCCUUUCUUACUGGCCAGGAAGAAGUAGAAGCUGUUGUGUCUAUGCUGAUUGAGCAGGCCCGAGCCCUGGCUCGCACUGGGAUGAAGAAACACCUCCGGGUUCUCCCCAUGUACGCAGGGCUGCCUUCCUUUGAGCAAAUGAAAGUGUUUGAAAGGGUGUCACGAAGCGUCAGAAAGGUGAUUGUUGCUACCAAUGUGGCAGAAACCUCCAUUACUAUCAGUGGCAUUGUGUAUGUGAUUGACUGUGGCUUUGUGAAACUGAGAGCCUACAACCCCCGGACAGCCAUUGAAUGCUUGGUGGUGGUGCCAGUGUCCCAGGCGUCAGCCAACCAGCGGGCAGGACGUGGUGGACGCAGCCGCUCUGGAAAGUGUUACCGCCUUUAUACAGAGGAAGCCUUUGACAAGUUGCCUCAGUCCACUGUCCCUGAGAUGCAGCGCAGCAACUUGGCUCCUGUCAUCCUACAGCUGAAAGCACUGGGGAUUGACAAUGUGCUCAGGUUCCACUUCAUGUCGCCCCCUCCAGCACAGUCGAUGGUUCAAGCUUUGGAGUUACUCUAUGCUCUGGGAGGUCUGGACAAAGACUGUCGCCUCACUGAACCACUUGGCAUGAGAAUAGCAGAGUUUCCUUUGAAUCCCAUGUUUGCCAAAAUGCUGCUUGAAUCAGGAAAUUUUGGCUGUUCUCAGGAAAUUCUAAGCAUUGCAGCCAUGAUGCAGAUCCAGAAUAUCUUUGUGAUCCCUUCAAACCAGAAAUCUCAGGCAAUUCGAGUGCACAGGAGAUUUGCUGUGGAAGAAGGUGACCACCUCACCAUGCUCAAUGUGUAUGAAGCAUUUAUCAAACACAAUAAAAACUCCCAGUGGUGCCAGGAGCAUUUCCUGAAUUACAAGGGGCUUGUCAGAGCCGCAACUGUGCGAGAACAGUUGAAAAAGCUGCUUGUGAAGUUUCAGGUGCCCAAGAAGUCCAGCGAAGGUGAUCCAGAUCCCGUCCUGAGAUGCAUCGUCGCGGGAUUCUUUGCGAAUGCAGCCAGGUUUCAUUCUACUGGAGCUUACAGGACUAUCCGCGAUGACCAUGAGCUGCAUAUCCACCCCGCGUCCGUCCUCUAUGCGGAGAAGCCGCCACGCUGGGUUAUCUACAAUGAAGUCGUGCAGACCUCCAAGUAUUACAUGAGAGAUGUGACCGCCAUAGAAUCUGCCUGGCUGCUGGAGUUGGCUCCACACUUCUACCAACAAGGAACGCACCUGUCCCUGAAGGCCAAAAGGGCCAAGGUCCAGGACCAGUGAGCCUAGCUCAGCUGUGGCUGCAGGGACUGCCGGGCAGCAGUGCAGAUGGAACUUGGCUGCUGCCUUGAAGUGGGCUGCAGCCCGCCCCUUAGCCUCUUUGCCCUCUCCCCUCAGUAUUUGCAGGAGUCUGCAUGGGCAGGGGGGUCCUGCACGCGGCACCCAGGCAGGGCUGGGGGGGACUGGGCCCUACCGUCAGUCUCAUUUGCUGCUCACCCAGCCAGCAUGCCACUCCAGCAGGGUGCGCUGCUGGCCAGCCAGGCUCUGAGAGGAAGAGGAGGAGUCAGCCUGAGGGCCAGAACCAGUGUGGGGCCUGUGGGUUGGCAGGACUCCCUUGCUUUCCCUGCUGUGGCCCCAACUAUGUCGACCAGUGAAGUCCACUGUGGGCAUGUACAAGCUGCUCUCUACAAGGAAGAGACCGCGAGCGCUGAGGACUUCUACCAAGGCCGCCAAGGACCAGGUCUGUUAGGCACAGGGGCUCACACACCAAGCAGCUCCUGUCCGCCUCUCCCCAGCCCCUGUGCCUGCUUCUGUGAGGCCAGGAGACUCACAGGGGACUGGCCGUCGGCAGGAAGAUUCAAGUGCACUGUCAGCCCAGGCUUUCGUCCUUCACCGGUGGGCUUAGCUUCCCUCAGUACAGUACCGUGUCCUGGUGCCACCAGCCGGGCACCUCAGCUCCGGCCCCAUGGGAGCUGGACCUUAGCAGGAAUUCACUACAGUUUAGGCACUCUAAACUUCUGUAGCUCAGGAACAUAAUCUUGUAUGUUGAUCUUAGUCUGCUUGCAUUCUUGCGAGAACGUGGGGUGGCUCUCCCAGCAGGCACUGGGUCAGGGCCGCGCCAGGGGCUGCUUCGCUGUGACGAUGACCGCACUCACAACACAUGACGCCACAGGUGUUUCCCCUUAGCGUUUCAGUGACAUUUACCUUAAAACACGUGGCUUGAAGAUGCAUUUAUUUUUGUACUGGUUUUAGUUUGGAUCCGCCACUUUUGGCACCAAACCUGUAUGUCAUUUUUAUUUCCAUUUUGUCAUUUUUAUAAACAUGUAAAUAGUAACGAGAACUUGUUAAUAAUAGUAAAAACCUUUAUACCUGAAGUAAACCUGUUCCCUCCCAUCCGUGAA